AUGCCUUCAUUCCUCACUUGGAAGGAACAGACAAAUUUCUGGUUUCGCCGUGCGGGUAGCUCUUCCCAGAUACGUAUUAUUCUAGGUCUUAUUCCCUCUAUUAUCUCUUGGGAACUUUGGGAGAGACGUUGUAAAGCUCAGUAUGAGGACAAGGGUCAUACGGCUCAGUCGGUCUGGUACGCUUCUAAAGUAUGGUUUUGUUGUAUCAUGGAACAUAUUCUGAAAAUUUCCUCUGUAUCCAACAAGGACAUUGAUAUUUUAAAUAGACUAGAGAUUCUGGUUUUGUCUCCCAAGUCGCAAAGGGUUAGGAUGAUAAGAUGGACCCGACCCCAACAGGGCUGGGUAAAGCUCAACAUUGACGGUAGUAGUCUUGGAAAUCCAAGCUUUUCUGGCGUCGGGGGUGUUAUUCGGGAUGCUAAUGGUAAUCUCCUCCUGGCUUAUUCGAUAUCUCUGGGUCAGAGUACUAAUAACUUUGCCGAACUCAGUAGCCUUUUGGAAGGAAUUCGUAGAUGUUAUACCCUCUGGCUUCAGCGUGUUGAAAUUGAAACAGAUUCUCAAUUGCUGGUAAAUUGGAUCACUAAGGGUGACUGUCAUACCUGA
Juglans regia (Persian walnut) is the source of this 600-nucleotide messenger RNA. RefSeq lists its product as uncharacterized. The record is from RefSeq and is a predicted model, not a curated record. The coding region runs from base 1 to 600 and encodes 199 amino acids. Gene Ontology annotation, molecular function: nucleic acid binding; RNA-DNA hybrid ribonuclease activity. The transcript has a single exon. Lineage: Eukaryota; Viridiplantae; Streptophyta; Magnoliopsida; Fagales; Juglandaceae.